Messenger RNA from Lycium barbarum (goji berry), 1327 nucleotides. Its product is annotated as peroxidase 16-like. The transcript has 4 exons. Bases 61 to 1041 code for a protein of 326 amino acids. Gene Ontology annotation, biological process: response to oxidative stress; hydrogen peroxide catabolic process. The record is from RefSeq and is a predicted model, not a curated record. NCBI's taxonomy places the organism in Eukaryota, Viridiplantae, Streptophyta, Magnoliopsida, Solanales, Solanaceae. Gene Ontology annotation, molecular function: peroxidase activity; heme binding.
CAACUAUUGAGCAACCAAAUAAAAUCAUCAGUUUUCUCAGAGGAAAAAGAAAAAAGAGAAAUGGAGAAUAUUCAAAGAACUAGUUUGGUUGUAGUUCUCUUGUUGCUCCUAAGUGCUGGUGCUUUUGCUCAAUUAAGAACAGAUUUCUACAAAAAUACAUGCCCAAAUGUUGAGUCUUUGAUUCGUUCUGCAGUUAGACAGAAAUUUCAGCAGACUUUUGUUACUGCUCCAGCAACUCUCCGACUCUUCUUCCAUGAUUGCUUUGUUCGGGGUUGUGAUGCAUCAAUGCUAUUGUCAUCACCAAAGAGAAACGCAGCAAAGGACCAUCCAGAUAAUCUUUCAUUAGCAGGUGAUGGAUUUGACACUGUUGUUAAAGCCAAAGCAGCUGUGGACAAAGACUCCAAAUGCCGUAAUAAAGUAUCAUGUGCUGAUAUUUUGGCUUUGGCCACUAGAGAAGUCGUUGCUAUGACUGGAGGGCCAUUUUAUCAAGUGGAGUUGGGGCGUCGUGAUGGGAGAAUUUCUACCAUAGCCUCAGUCCAACAUUCACUUCCAGGCGAAGGAUUCAACUUAAACCAGCUCAAUACCAUGUUCGCCAGACAUGGCCUUAGCCAGACUGAUAUGAUUGCACUAUCAGGUGCACAUACUCUUGGUUUCUCCCACUGCAACCGUGUAUCCAAGAGGCUCUACAAUUUCAGUCCAAAAAGCAGAGUUGACCCGACCCUAAACCGACAAUACGUCUCACAACUCAAGCAAAUGUGCCCAUUACGGGUUGACCCGAGAAUUGCCAUUAACAUGGAUCCAACAACACCAAAUACCUUUGAUAAUGCUUACUAUAAGAACCUUCAACAAGGAAAGGGUCUCUUUGUCUCUGAUCAAAUUCUCUUCACUGAUAGCAGAUCAAGAAACACUGUUAACUUUUUUGCUUCUAAUAAUGAUGCUUUCAAACAAGCAUUUGCAACAGCCAUGAUAAAGUUGGGCCGGGUCGGAGUUCUAACCGGAAACCAGGGUGAGAUCCGAUUCGACUGCACUAGACCAAAUUAGAGGAGACUGUAUUUUGUCUUUUUUUUUUCCUAGAGAGAAAGCAUUCAUUAUUUCCUUUUAAUUUUAUUUUACUAAUAAAGCAAUAUGCUAUAGCUAUUUUUUGUAAUAAUUUCUCUCAUGUGUAUGGUUUUGGGUUAUGUAAGCAAGGGUUAGUUUAGUGCAUAACAUGGCUGUGCUCCAACUCACUCAAGAAUGAGACAACAACAGCUUGUCAACAAGCUCGUUCAGAUCUUGGACACAGUAUAUUAAAAUUCAUGAAUAAAAUUGUCUUGAUUUUCUUCAUCAA